AUGUCCCUUCUCAAUAUCGGAACAAGAUGUACAUCAUGUCCUUCCGUCGACUUUCUCCCACUCACUUGUCCAGACUGUCUCGGACCGUUUUGUUCGCUACACAUACAGACACAUGAGUGUCCCGAGAGCGCCUCGAGCUCAAGUCAGUCUACCCAAUCACAAGAAGUGGGGAAAGUGAAGAGAAGAAGAGUACGAUGUCCUAUACAAGGUUGUGGGAAGGUUACUAUUCAAGCUGUGGCUGGUGUGGAGGAUGAUGAAGGGGUAGGAAAGGAAGUGAGAUGUGAAGGUUGUGGUGUUGCUUUUUGCGUCUGUCAUCGACAACAAGAUCAACAUUCCUGUCCUGCCCCUUCUUCUCACACGGCUCGCGAGAGAGCAACACAAGAACGAAAAGAACGAGCACAACAAAUCCUCCAACUUCAUUUCCCCGGUACUACAUCUAAACCCCGACCAACCCUUCCUCCUCAGAAAGAUGUGGACAUCAAACGUAAACUUCCUUCUACUACAGUUGAUCAAACAGUUACCUCCUCCUCUUCUUCUUCCUCUUCUGCCUCAAAAUUACAUGAACCCCGAGACGUAUCUGUGGAAGAUAAGGAGGGAGUCAAAGUAGUGAAGACCACGACGAAAGCUGCAAAGAUCCAUCAAUUACAUUUGAGGAAAUUACGUUCUUUGGCUGAACCACUCGAACGACCUAAAGGAGUAGAGGAGAUGAGAUACUUUGAAUGGUGUUUAUGUACGGACCAUGGGAAGGUUAAAUCUUGGUUGUAUACUGGGAAAUGGGAGGGAGAGGUUCAAAGAGGUGCUAUCGCUUGUGAUACAAGCUGUGGAAAAUUAUUAGAUCUCCUCAUAUCAAAAACAAAAGUCAAGCGGCCUGGCGAUCCUUUAGACACAUCUUCAGUGAGUCUCAUACAGCACCAGAAGAUACAGCUCAUGUUGUCAGAAUUGGGGUUUGAUGUCCCUCGUGAGCCCGCUUGA
This is a messenger RNA of Tremella mesenterica DSM 1558, 972 nucleotides long. RefSeq lists its product as uncharacterized. The record is from RefSeq and is a predicted model, not a curated record. Bases 1 to 972 code for a protein of 323 amino acids. The transcript has 3 exons. Gene Ontology annotation, molecular function: zinc ion binding. Lineage: Eukaryota; Fungi; Basidiomycota; Tremellomycetes; Tremellales; Tremellaceae. Gene Ontology annotation, cellular component: cytoplasm.